AACAACUUGCUUAUCUUAAUCAAAAUAGCAGUGCAUAUUCAAGGCCUUUGGUUUCCUCAAGGUGCCAAGAAAGAGGGAGCUGCUGGCUUCUUUAAAGGAAUUGGAAAAGGACUUGUGGGUGCUGUGGCUCGUCCAACUGGCGGAAUCAUAGACAUGGCCAGCAGCACCUUCCAAGGCAUUCAGAGGGCAGCAGAAUCAACUGAGGAAGUAUCUAGCCUCCGUCCACCUCGUCUGAUCCAUGAAGAUGGCAUCAUCCGCCCAUAUGACAGGCAGGAAUCUGAGGGCUCUGAUUUACUAGAGGUAAAUUUUGUUCUUUAUGGUCCUGCGUGAAAUUUUAAAGAUUCUAAGACCAAUAUUUCAUGAGUGGUUCUUAAAGUACCUGAUUCAUGAAUUUCUUUGAAGGAUUAUCCAUGAUUUAUAGAGUUUAUUUGUUUUAUAUUUUAUCAUAGCAUGUUAAGUGGAAAUAACUAGAAACUUGUUUUUCUGCACAGGAGCAAAAUAUUCUGUGCAGAAAAGACUAUCUGGAAAUGAGCUGUAGACUGUGUUGCUAUUUCUGUGGUGGUUUGUUUAGUUAAUAUGGUUAGUUUUUGACUUCUUGCUUUGUGGCUAAUUAUUGCAAUUUCACUGUUCCCUUUGCUCUGGACCAAAUGAAUAGAUUUAUUCAGG
This is a messenger RNA of Nannospalax galili (Upper Galilee mountains blind mole rat), 666 nucleotides long. Its product is annotated as vacuolar protein sorting-associated protein 13C-like. Lineage: Eukaryota; Metazoa; Chordata; Mammalia; Rodentia; Spalacidae. The transcript has 2 exons. Gene Ontology annotation, biological process: mitochondrion organization; protein targeting to vacuole; protein retention in Golgi apparatus. Gene Ontology annotation, cellular component: extrinsic component of membrane. The annotation marks the transcript as partial. The record is from RefSeq and is a predicted model, not a curated record.